Molecule: messenger RNA, 669 nt
Organism: Miscanthus lutarioriparius
Lineage: Eukaryota; Viridiplantae; Streptophyta; Magnoliopsida; Poales; Poaceae
Source: the annotation of a GenBank genome assembly
AUGGCCUCCUUCUUCGGCGACGACGGCGCCGACGACCUCCCGCGCACCACUUCCCACCCCUUCGACUCCGACGACUUCGGCGCCGCCGCGGCCGACGGCGACGGCGCCGGCGGGUACGGCGGGUACGCCUCCUUCGCCGAGGGGGGCGUCGAGGAGGUGGACGAGGAGAUCACCGUCGAGUCAGACGGGGUCCCGAUCCGCCACGUCUCUGGGGGUUACUCGCCCUCGCCGUUCUCCCCCGAGCUCGAGCCCAACGGCGGCGACGGCCCGAUCCUGCCGCCGCCCACCGAGAUGCGGGACGAGGGCAUCCUCCUCCGCGAGUGGCGGAGUGAAGCCACCAUUGAGAAGCGGGGAAAGAAAGACAAGGACAAGAAGCCAUCCAUCACUGUUAUUCAGGGCCCCAAGCCUGGCAAGCCCACCGACCUCUCCCGGAUGCGCCAUAUCUUAGUGAAGCUGAAGCAUGCUCCACCGCCACAUAUGUUGCAACCUCCACCAGCACCUGCUGCUAAAGAGGGCGCAAAGGAUGGCGCCAAAGAAGGUGCAAAGGAUGGUGCCAAAGAAGGCGCGGCAGCCCCAGCAAACGGCACCAAGCAGCCUGCAGAAAGCCAAGAAACCCUCGCCAAUGGCCCCUCCGAGGCCGAGAAAGAGCAGCCUGCAGCGUCGGAGUGA